CAGUUUCAGACCACCAGCUAGAAGGACUUGCGCCUGCGCGCUAGAAAUCACUGUCCGCCAUUCCGGCCAAUAGGAACGGAGGUGCGAAUAGCGGAGGUUGGUGUCCCCCCGCUGGGGUGAUCUGGCGCAGAGCGGAGGAGGUGCUUCGCGCUUGCUCCUGCUCCGCCCCAAUCUUUGCGGCCCCACGGAGGUUGGCCUUGUUCUUGUGUCCUCCAGUAGAAUGUGGAUGACACCAAAGAGGUGCAAGAUGGAAAUCGAGGAGUCUCGGGGUUUCCGGCCCGAGUGGACACAGCGUUUCUUGGUGGUGGAGCCUCCGGAGGGCGAAGGGGCCUUGUGCCUGGUCUGUGGCCACCUCGUCGUACCCAUCUGCGAACGCGACGUCAGGCGCCACUACGAGGCAGAGCAUCAGUACUACGAGCGGUAUGUGGAGGGCGAGCGCGCGGCCCUGGUGGAGCGUCUGCGUCAGGGAGAUUUGCCGGAGAUCCCCCCGCUCACUCCCGAGGAGAGAGCUGCUCGUGCAGGCCUAGGGCUCGCUCGCCUCUUGGCCUUAAAGGGUCGCGGCUGGGCCGAGGGAGGCUUUGUAUACCAGUGCAUGGAGGUGAUGCUGAAAGAUGUACUGCCAGAUCACGUAAGCGUCAUCGGUGGCAUCGAUUUAUCUCCAGAGAUCACCCAGCAAAGGGUCCUUAAAAUUAACGAGAAUCUACGCAGUCAGCUUUUUAACCGAGCCAAGGACUUUAGAGCCUAUUCCCUUGCCUUGGACGACCAGGCUUUUGUUGCCUAUGAGAACUACCUCCUGGUCUUUGUCCGCGGCGUAGACCAGGACUUGGAGGUGCAAGAAGAGCUUCUGACCAUAGUCAACCUGACUCAUCAUUUCAGUGUUGGUGCCCUCAUGGCGGCAAUCCUUGAGGCCUUGCAGACAGCAGGGCUUAGCUUGCAGCGAAUGGUUGGACUAACCACAACCCACACUUUGAGAAUGAUUGGUGAGAACUCAGGACUGGUGUCAUACAUGAGAGAAAAGGCUGUAAGCCCCAACUGUUGGAAUGUCAUCCAUUAUUCAGGAUUCCUUCACUUGGAACUGUUGAGUUCCUAUGAUGUUGAUGUUAAUCAGGUCAUAAAUACCGUUUCUGAAUGGAUAGUUUUGAUUAAGACAAGAGGCGUUAGACGACCGGAAUUUCAGGCUUUACUAACUGAAUCUGAAUCAGAGCAUGGCGAAAGGGUUAAUGGACGGUGUCUGAACAAUUGGCUUAGAAAAGGGAAAACUUUAAAACUAAUAUUUUCUCUAAGGAAGGAGAUAGAAGCAUUCUUGGUUUCGGUAGGGGCAACAACAGUCCAUUUCACCGACAAACAAUGGCUUUGUGACUUUGGCUUCUUGGUGGACGUUAUGGACCAUCUUCGAGAACUCAGUGAGCUCUUGCGAGUCAAUAAAGUCUUUGCAGCUGCUGCCUUUGACCAUAUUUGUACCUUUGAAGCUAAGCUGAAUUUACUUCACAGACAUAUUGAGGAAAAAAAUCUAACACACUUUGCUGCCCUCCGAGAAGUUGCUGAUGAGCUUAAACAGCAUCUUAAAGAAGAUGAUAAAGUACUUGCGGCAGAUCGGUAUCAAGGUGUGAUCUGUCGCCUACAAAAAGAAUUUGAGAGACAUUUUAAGGACCUCAAGUUCAUUAAAAAGGACUUAGAACUUUUUGCAAAUCCAUUUAACUUUAAACCUGAAUAUGCCCCUAUUUCAGUAAGGGUGGAGCUCACAAAACUUCAGGCAAACACUAACCUUUGGAAUGAAUACAGAAACAAAGACUUGGGGCAGUUCUACGCUGGAUUGCCCGCCGAAUCUUACCCAAUUAUCAAAGGGGUUGCCUGUAAGGUGGCAUCCUUGUUUGAUAGUAGCGAAAUCUGUGAAAAGGCAUUUUCGUAUUUGACUCGAAACCAACACACUUUGAGCCAGCCAUUGACAGAUGAGCAUCUCCACGCCCUGUUUAGGAUUGCUACAACUGAAAUAGAGCCGCAUUGGGAUGCUCUUGUGAGAGGAAGAAAUGAACCUAAUCCAUGAGGAUUUGUAAUUCAACAUUGAAACAAGAAGAAUCCAGUUCUAAAGGCGAAAAUUUGUUUGAUUUUUCAAGUUUACUAAUUUGAAUCAUAGGAAAGCACCAAGUUUAUUCAUCCAAAUUGAUUAUGAUUCAAAUUCUUCUUUUUUUUUUCAUCUCAAGAGGCAGCAUGGGACUGAAACAUGCGAACACCUCUUUUAAAACUUAAUGAUAAAAUCAUUUUCUUUUGCUUUUAUGGCAGUUGUUUUAAAAAAGUUUGGUACUGAUAAUGUGAGUUUAAUUAGAAGUCGGUUUUUAAAGUGUUUCAAAGAAAUUUUAGCUUUUAUUUUAACAAAAUGUUAAAAUUCUGAUGCGUAUAGUCUGAAAUUAUCAACUCUUUAAAUGUACGUUUGAGCAAAUUUACAGAAACUCAGCAAGUUUAGAAGUUUCUGUAAAGGAAGAACGUACAUUCAUUGGAAAUAUUUUGUCUAACAGAAAGUUUGAAACUAUUUUUUUUAAACAUUUCUGAAUCUGAGGUAAAUAUUGACAGAUUACCUCCAUCUCCCCUCCUCCCUACCUACCGCAGCGAUAAUUAUUAUUACUAAUAGAGAAAGUAAUCAAAUAAAAUUUUAGGAGCAAGAAUUAUUUUUAAAUUGCAGAUUAGGAGGCUUCCUGCAAUUUGGAGAUCAGACUAACCAAUUAUUGGAGGUUUCUCCUGAAUUUUUCACAAUUGGGUGCUGUUUUACCAGCUUGCCUAAUAAAGGACUAUGGUAAGUAUGGAAUCUUAAUGAUUGCCCAUUAGCAAUUCUUUUUUCUAUUUCAGGCAGAAGUUUGGCCUUAUUAAUAAGGGUAAGGAAAAAAAGAUUUUUGCACACCAGAAUCAGGAGGUGUGAGAUAUUUUAGCUUAUUUGUCCUGUCUGCAUGGGUGUUACCUUUACGAAGAAAUUCUGCUUAAAGGAAACCCUUUAUUUUAUAGCGAUAUCAGAUUUUGUCAACAGAUUUUGUUAGCUGUUGGAAAUGGAUUUAUAGAAUUUGAAACUGCCCCCCCCCACAUUCUGUAUUUGAGACAGUGCGCACGUAAAAAUAUUUAGCUCUCAAGAAGCACCUUUAUUCACAGAUUGUAGCAAUGUCAUAUUUCUAGUGAGACAUCUGCUUUGUGCUAAAACAGUAAUUCUCAAACUUAAGUUAACCGUGAAAAGGAAAUCGUACAAUAAAGCCAAAUAAGCAAAAUGAUUUAAAAACAGGACCCAAUUUCUAGAGUCUCUCAAGUAAAUUAGAAAAACUUGUGCUAAAGUCUUGUCUUAAUGAUUGUAACACAUUAUAUUCUGUGGUCACUAAUCCAGCAAAUUCAAGGUACCAGGAUGCAACUAAGAAUUUAGAAAGAACUGGUACCUGAACAAUCAAAGUAGAUAAUAUAGGAUCCCGUGACAAAAAUUGUGUCAGUGGUUCUCAACCAGAGACAAUAACUUUUCUUUCCAAAGGAUGUUGGCAAACAUGGGGGACUUUUUUUGGUUGUUACAUUUCCUUGGAGUGGGUGGGGCGGGGGGUGGUUCUGCUGGCAUUUAAGUGCAUGGGACAACCUGGGACAAUGAAGAAUUAUCCCUCUGAAAGUGCCAGUAGAUCCCCAGUGUAGAUUUUUUUAUUUUGAGGGAUGGAAAAUUACCGGUAGAAGCAAAAUUAGAAGGUCAAUUUGGGCAAACUAACGUAGGGGAAACUAAUUCCAACAUUCUAAGUUUGGCUGGUAAGGUGCAAUAAAGGCCUUGAUAGGUUCUGGUUGCUCACUAUAGCAUAAGUCAGUAAUUGAUUAAAGGUUCUAUUCUGCUAUAAGUAAGUAAUUGACAAGCAAGUGGUAUAAAGAUGUUUAUCAAGAGUGGUCAAGUUGAGAUUUUGGUUAACAGGGAAUAGUAAGUAGGCUUAAAUAUUUGAAAAACCAACAUAGUAAAAAACCAACCAAACAAAAAUCUACCGGUAAUUUCCCAGUAGCUUGGAGUAUUCUCUGUCAUGGCAAGUGCUUUAUUGAAAGGAUGAUUGGAGACCUGAAAGCUGUUUCUGCUUUCUAACCCAGUUCCUCAAAUAUUAAAGUCUUGUACAUUUUGUGAAGUUCUAGUAUAUAUUUUGCUUAAGGUAAUAAUAAAAUUAGUUUGCAUCAUAUAGUCACUGAGUGGGGGGUGGGGGAGAUAUAAGCCAAGGAUUUUAAAUGGAUCCCGAAUAAUAGAGAGUUUACUAUAAACUAGUCUUGUUUGUAAAAAAAAGAAAAAAAGUGUGUAUUUUACUGUUUUCUGUAUUUAGUAAUUCUGUAACUGCAUGGCAGUCUUUUGUGUUUGAAAUAUUUUUUAUAAAGUAGUUGUUAUUGGUCCUGUUGUAUCAGUGAAUAUAGUUAAAAUAAGUACUAUUUUUAAAAAACUAUUAUCUCCCUGUAUCUCCUAUUCCUACUGGUUUCUUCUUGAAAGAUUUGUCUGUAUUCCUGGUCUCCCAUAUUUCCACUCAAACUGUUCUACUUAGCUCACAAAGUCCUUGUCAGUAUUCUUACCGUCUGAUACUACUGACCACUCUCCUUGAAAUACUUGUUUACUUUGGCUUUGGGGCGAUAGCAUCUCCAGGUAUGCUUAGUCUUCUUUGCAGAUACCGCUUUCCCUUAAAUAUCUGUGUUCUUGGGAUUUUUUGGCUAUCUUAUUCACAUCAUCUCUUAGCUUUCUCAUCUUUCAUGGCUUCAGUUACCACCUGUAUGCAAAUGAAUCCCGAAUUCAUAUCUCCUUUCUAGACCUUUCCUAAUUCAUAUAUCUAAUUGCUAACAAGUCCAUGUUGCUCUCUCAUAGGCACCAUGGCAUGUCAUUGGUCUCAUCCCCAAACUUCUCCUCUCAUGUGUCUUCUUUUAGUAAAUGACACUACCACUACUAACCAUUCAAUUGCACUUGCCAAGCCAAAAACUAAGUUAUCCAUGACUUUUCAUUCAUCACAUCUACUCACAAAAACCUUUCUGUUACGUCUGCCGUCUAAAUUUUUCUCAGUUCUCCAGUGCUACUAUUCUGAUUCCAGCCAUUAGCCCACCUAGAUGAUAGCAGCAGCCUCCUCCUUAGUUUCCCUCUCUCUGAUUUUGAUCCCUUUUCACACUGCAGCCAGAUUGUUGCAAAAGACAUUUCUGGUCACAUCACUCCACUGCUUUCUCCACUGCUCCUAAGAUAAGGCACAAUUUCUAUUUAUCUUUCAGGUCUCACUUGAUAUACCAUUUCCUCUAGGAAACUUUCAUUGACGCCCUCUAGACUAGCUGCCCCUACUACACACUCCCUAAAUAGCUGUUCUUUCCCAGCCACACACUUAGCACGCUUUAUUGUUACUUCUUAUUAAUCACUGCUAGACUGUAAACUUUAUAAGGGCAGGAACCUUAUGCCUCGCUCACUGUUGUGUCUCUAGUGCUUAGUAUAAUGCCUGGCAUUUCAAUAAAUGUUUGGAUGCAUAAAUGUUUGUGUAGUGUUUUACAAUCUUUGAAGCCCUUUCACAGUCUUAUUUCACUGUCACAGUGGUCUUGCCUUAGUCUGUUCACUGGGUGAUUAUUAUCCACAUAUUACAAAUUAAGGAAUGACGCUAAGUUUUUUUUGUGACUAGAGAUCUCAUUGUAUUCCCAGAAUUUAGCUUAGUGCUUGGCAUGUGGCUCAAAUGUUUAUUAUGAGUAUGUCGUUGGGGAAACAAACUUAGAUUGUAAUUUGCCCUAGCAAACAUAGUAGUAAAGCCAGGAUUCAAACCCAGACAUAAUCACAUAAAUCCACUAUGUAAUUAAGUAAGUCCUUACUUCCUUGAUAUAGAAGUCUUUUUUUUUUUUUUUUUUUAAUUUCUAAAGGCAGACUUCCAAAAGAACCUGGAUGAAAAAGAUUGGACAACUAUUUAGUGGACUGACACGAUACUUAAGUAAUUAAUAAGUUAAAUUCAGUAUCAGAAAAAGAUAGUGCCACUUAAGAGUUAAUAUCCAUUUUCCUGUUGUCAGCAUCAAUCAUAGGAGAAAAUGGCAUACUAUUUACUUGCUACUUUUUUUUACAGAUGGUUUCUGACUCUUCUGGGAUUUAAAAUUGAGAAGUGGCUUCAUUCUACUCAAUAGGUAAUUGAAUUUGCGAACUCUUUCUAUUCCCUAGCAUUUCUGCUUACAAACUGAUGAAUUCUGAGUUUGUCUUUGUUCCUGUGUAUCUUGUCAAAUGUAGCCCACAGCAACCAUAAAAUUUUUUUUUUCUCUAGUAAAGGGUACAUUAUCUGCCUUCCAGCUUCUUUCAAGAGACAGUUUCACCCAUCCAUAACUUGAAUUGUUCCUGCGUAAGUUAUUUCUUCCAUCCUCCAAUAGCAUCCUCCAAACUCCAUCCUGAAUGCCUAUGACAACCAAGCCAAUGUUCAAUAGUUGACAUUUUGUGUAAAAAGAACCAGUUUCUGUAUUGGGAUGGGCUAGGUUGCCAUACAGUAACAACCACAAAAUCUCAAUGACUCACACAGUUUUUCUCUCACUUGGGCAAGGACUUUGCUCUAGAUCAGGUCAGUCAUAGGCAAAAAUCUGUUCUGCUGCUUGUUUCUGUAAGUAAAGUUUUAUUGGAAGACAGCCUUGCCCGUUGGUGUAUUGUCUGUGGCUGCUUGUGUUCUACAGUUGCAGAGUAGAGUAGUUGUGACAGAAUGUAUGGCCCACAAAGUCUAAAAUAUUUACUGUGUGACCCUUUACGGAAAAUAUUAACUGAUCACUGCUCUAAGUUGUCCUUAUUCUGGGACUUAGGCUGACCAAGCAGAUGCCAUUUUGGGUGUGGCUGCUCGUUUUGAGAAAUGAAAAGAGUCUGGCAAGUCACUCAUAGGCCCUUGAAGUACUUUUGGCUAAAGUAAAUCAUGGCCACCAAAAUCCAGUCACAUGCAUGGGAGGAAAACCAGAAAUAUUUGGAAGACAGCACUGCUGAUUAACACAUGGUUGUAGCUCUUCGUUUACAGAAUUUCUUUCAAAAUAUUUUUUUGAGAUAAAAUUUAUAUUCAGUAAAGUGUGCAAAUAUUAAGUGUGGAUUUAUAUUUUACUCUUGAACCCAUCACCCAGAUCAAGAUAGUAAACAUUUCUAGUAUCCUGUAGAUGUCCUUAUAUCCCUCCCACACACACAUAACCACUAUUCUGACCUUUAUCCCUAUAUAUUACUUUUGUCUAUUUUAAAACAAUGUAAAUGUAAUGAUUAUAUGUACUCUCGUGUCUUUAGUUCAACAUUAUGUAUGUGAGUCCAUGUUGUUGCAUGUAACCGCUGUUCAUUUUUUACUUCUGUGUAGUAUUCUCUUGUAUGACAUUAUCACAAUUUAUGAAUUUAUUCUAGUAUUGAUGGAAAUUUUGGUUGUUUCCAGUUUGUGGUUAUUAUAAAUAAAGUUGUUGUGGACAUUUUUGUAUCUGCCUUUCAGUAAA
Molecule: messenger RNA, 7419 nt
Organism: Pteropus alecto (black flying fox)
Lineage: Eukaryota; Metazoa; Chordata; Mammalia; Chiroptera; Pteropodidae
Gene: EPM2AIP1
Product: EPM2A interacting protein 1
Exons: 2
Coding region: 221-2044 (607 amino acids)
Biological process (GO): positive regulation of glycogen (starch) synthase activity; positive regulation of glycogen biosynthetic process; response to insulin
Source: RefSeq, a predicted model, not a curated record